Carassius auratus (goldfish) is the source of this 505-nucleotide messenger RNA. RefSeq names its product zinc finger protein GLI2-like. The record is from RefSeq and is a predicted model, not a curated record. Gene Ontology annotation, biological process: regulation of transcription by RNA polymerase II; smoothened signaling pathway. The annotation marks the transcript as partial. NCBI's taxonomy places the organism in Eukaryota, Metazoa, Chordata, Actinopteri, Cypriniformes, Cyprinidae. Gene Ontology annotation, molecular function: DNA-binding transcription factor activity, RNA polymerase II-specific; RNA polymerase II cis-regulatory region sequence-specific DNA binding. The transcript is spliced from 3 exons. Gene Ontology annotation, cellular component: nucleus.
AUGCCUGGACGAGGAAUAUUCUCUCCCCGCGCUGUCAGCCCUAGUUUACGUCCCGGAUGUUUUUUCCUUCACAACGUCCAUCAUCUGUACGAGUUCAAAGAGCGUCUAGCUGCAGGUCUUUGUCAAAAGCCCAGUUGGAUAUCUUUUAUGUUGGGGAUUCUUGGCUCUUUCCCAACUCUCUCUCUCUCUCUCUCUUUCUCUCUUGCAGGCCCUCAUCACAUCUUCCCGAAUUUCCAUUCUCCGAUCCCCGUCGACGUGCGUCACCACGAGGGGAGAUACCACUACGAGCCCCAUGCGCUCCACGCUCUACACGGCGCUGCAGGUUUGGGGGGCAGCCCGGUGAUCUCGGACAUCUCUCUGAUCCGUCUGUCUCCGGGAUCGGAGUCCAGCUUCCUCCCGCCGCACUCGUACGUCUCUCCGCACGUGGAGCAUUACCUUCGCUCGGCUCACAGCAGCCCAUCGCUCUCCAUGAUCUCAGCCGCACGAGGACUGAGUCCAGCUGACG